This is a messenger RNA of Hippocampus zosterae (dwarf seahorse), 3568 nucleotides long. RefSeq names its product T-box transcription factor 2b (gene tbx2b). Gene Ontology annotation, molecular function: RNA polymerase II cis-regulatory region sequence-specific DNA binding; DNA-binding transcription factor activity, RNA polymerase II-specific. The record is from RefSeq and is a predicted model, not a curated record. Lineage: Eukaryota; Metazoa; Chordata; Actinopteri; Syngnathiformes; Syngnathidae. The transcript has 7 exons. Gene Ontology annotation, biological process: regulation of transcription by RNA polymerase II; cell fate specification; positive regulation of DNA-templated transcription. Bases 728 to 2722 code for a protein of 664 amino acids. Gene Ontology annotation, cellular component: nucleus.
GAAUUUAGGCGAAAAGCGGGUUACAUCUUUAACUAAUCACCAGUGUAUCCACAGUAGUUGUCAGGUUUUGUAAAAAUCAAUUAUUAAACACCGAAAGACUGCUUGCUCCGCUGGUGACAAAGAACGGGACGAAAGUCGAGUGAGGUGACGCCUCGAUCGGCCAACAGCUGAGUACUGACCCGGUUAGGCUCCAAGAUGGGGGUGGGAUUUCCCCGAUCUUUCCUGCCAUUGGUUAAUAUUUUAUUCUGUUGACAUGUUUUCUCACUGCUAAUGCGUCCGACACCUCCUUGUCCCUACUCUUAUAGACUCCGACCAGAGCUGUCAGAGCCACGCCUGCAGAGGCCCACAAUUGGUCCAGAAAGCGUAAAAUCAGCAAUCAAAUGGGCUUGGUUCAUUAGAAUGAGGGUUGAGGCAGGAAAGAUAUGUGAGAUAGUCACAGCCCCGCAGCGAGCGGGGACACGUCUCUCCUGACAGUGUGGGAUGACUGAAGCAAAGGAACGGUUCACUUCUUCCAAAGGGAGACCGCGCAACCGGGAUCUGGCUGCGCUCCGCGGAUCAGACUAAAGAACGAGCAAUAGAGACUGAAAAUAAAUCGAGGAGAGAAACUCCGGGAUGUUUGUGCAAUAUGCAGUGUAACUGACGAGGCCACUGUACUAAAACUGAUCGAGGUAUAAUAGAUCGCGCUUUAAGAACCAUUUUCAUGUAGUAUUUUUUUUUUGAUGCACCGAUGAGAGAUCCAGCUUUUACGGGGACUGAAAUGGCUUAUCACCCUUUCCACGCUCACCGGCCGACCGACUUCCCCAUGUCCGCUUUCUUAGCGGCCGCGCAGCCCUCUUUCUUUCCAGCGCUCAGCCUUCCCCCCGGGGCACUCUCCAAAUCUAUCUCGGAACACGGUUUGGCUGGGACGGAAACGGGACUCCACCCGGCGCUGAGCCACCACCCGGCUGCUCAACUCCGCAGUCUAAAAACCUUGGAGCCCGAAGAGGAAGUGGACGAUGAUCCCAAAGUUACCUUGGAAGCCAAGGAUCUUUGGGACCAGUUUCAUAAACUUGGCACGGAAAUGGUUAUUACGAAGUCUGGACGGAGGAUGUUUCCACCUUUCAAAGUGCGAAUAAAUGGGCUUGAUAAAAAAGCAAAAUACAUUUUGCUAAUGGACAUCGUGGCUGCGGAUGACUGCCGCUACAAGUUCCACAACUCUCGCUGGAUGGUCGCGGGCAAGGCCGACCCAGAGAUGCCCAAGAGAAUGUACAUCCACCCGGACAGUCCAGCCACUGGCGAGCAGUGGAUGGCCAAGCCUGUUGCUUUUCAUAAACUCAAGCUCACGAAUAACAUCUCGGACAAGCACGGAUUUACCAUCCUAAAUUCAAUGCACAAGUACCAGCCCAGAUUCCACAUCGUGCGGGCUAACGACAUACUGAAGCUCCCUUAUAGCACAUUUAGGACGUACGUCUUUCCGGAGACCGAGUUUGUGGCUGUGACAGCAUAUCAAAACGACAAGAUAACACAACUUAAGAUCGACAACAAUCCAUUUGCCAAAGGAUUUAGAGACACUGGGAACGGAAGACGGGAGAAAAGGAAACAACUAACUAUGCCAUCACUGCGAAUGUUUGAGGACCAGGGCAAGGAUGGCGUGGACUCAGACGCAUCAAGCGAAACUCCCACUGCUCGUGACGCCAUCAAUUCCCCAAUUGGAGCGGGCACAAGCCCGCAGCGAUUCAACAGGCCGAGCCAAGAUGAGAAAGCAUGCAGUGACAGUGAGCAGGAACUUGAAAAUCAUGGCGAGCGCUGCACAAGCUCCAACAGCCUGGGGACUGAACCUGUGUCCCCCUAUAGUUCUCGAUGUGAGGAGCAGAUAAGAGAAAGGCAUGAUAUGGAUAAGAAAGAUGACCCUAUUUUAAAUGUAAGGAGCCUGGUGAAAGACAAAGCCGAAAGCAGGCAUCGGAAGGACAUUGCAGAUAUGUUGAUAAAGGACACCUCCUCCCCACUCAUGCUCCAGGCCGAAAGCCCUCCACACUUCAACCCAGGUCAUUUACAAAGCCUGGCACUGUCUGGCCUACACAGCCAACAGUUCUUUAACCCUCUAAACACCGGAUCACCGCUUUUGUUUCACCCCGGGCAGUUUGCCAUGACCCCUGGGGCCCUUUCCGCUAUGGGAAUGGGGCAUUUACUGGCCUCUGUAUCUGGAGCAAGUGGUUUGGAAAAUAGCAACCUCUCUUCUCAAGGGACAGGAGGAACCACCAAUGCCUUCCCCUUCCAUUUGUCUCAGCAUAUGCUUGCUUCUCAGGGCAUCCCCAUGCCUCAGUUUGGGGGUCUCUUUCCCUACCCCUACACCUACAUGGCAGCAGCUGCAGCUGCAGCUUCCGCCCUCCCUGCAACGAGCACCUGCAGCCCACUAUCCAGAAACCCUUUUCUCGUCACAUCUCGACCACGGCUCCGCUUCAACCCCUACCAGCCCCCAUUGUCUUUGUCUCAGGGCUCCAGCCUCCUCACAACCAACCUACAAUGUAGCCUCAACCCGAGCUCUGAAUCAUCCAAACCGUGCAGCAGGGAGACCAGCCCAGCCCUAGAAAACAACAGCCACAACAAGAAUGGGGGAUCUUGCGGGAGGGGCACAUCCCCCAAAACAAAAGACUCUCUGAAUGAAUUACAGAAUAUCCAGAGACUUGUGAGUGGCCUGGAAGGCCAGAGGGAUCUAUCUCCAGCAGAAAAUUCUCCAAAGUGAUACCCCACUCAGUUUGGGAUGUCUUGGCUUGCAGACUGAGGAUUAUUCUGUUAUUUGCAGCACACAACAAAAAAACAUGGGUGAUGGUUUGACUGAUAAUUGCUUUUGGAACAAUUCUACAUUUGUCAGAAGCCAACCCAUCAACCUCCGAUAUUGAAAUGGAAAGCUUAUACCAAACCAUUUCCUCCCAAUUUUUGUCCCCAAACUGAAUCUUCCUGACAGUCACCUCCAAAUACUUGAACAUUACACGGUAUUUGGGUCGUUGGAUUUGGUUUGGCCACAUAUAAAACUAAACAACAACAAAAGAAACAAACAAAAACGACAACAAAGGUGUCCAGCUCGAGGUCACGGGCCUUUAUCUGUUUUCAAGGGCAAUUUGUAUUCAAGAGAAAAGGGGUUUCUGAUCUAUUUAUGUGAUGUAAAAUUAAAUAAAUCUGUAAAUAACUAAGAUUCAAUAAUAUGCAAUUGGUAUUAAUUUAUUGAAGUCUGUGUACUAGUGUGUAUAUAUUUUGAAUAUAAAACUUUGCUAUUCAACCACACUCCAUUAUAUGAAGCCUGUUGAGCAAUUUAAAAUGUGUGUUAUGAGGACUCGCUGAAUAUGGGGCAUGCGUGCCAUAUUUGUUCAAUACUAUAUCCAGCGAUAUUUUUCGGGGAAGGAGAGAAAGGUUCAUGUCAUUUAAAACACCUCAGGUUACUUCACUCCAUUCAGGCGAUUGGUAAUCAAAACAAUUCCUUAUUUAAAGGUGUGUCUUUUAAUGGAUAUAUUUAAAUGUUUUUGCUCACCCUGGUUGUCCAUUUUUUUCCGAUUGUCUCACAAUUUUUAAUAAAAAUGUUGUGUUGUUAAAA